This is a messenger RNA of Pseudogymnoascus verrucosus, 1150 nucleotides long. RefSeq names its product hsp70 nucleotide exchange factor fes1 (gene FES1). Lineage: Eukaryota; Fungi; Ascomycota; Leotiomycetes; Thelebolales; Thelebolaceae. Bases 346 to 999 code for a protein of 217 amino acids. Gene Ontology annotation, molecular function: protein binding. The transcript has a single exon. The record is from RefSeq and is a predicted model, not a curated record.
UCGGAACCUACAAGAAGGAACGAGAUAUUCGGCUUCGAAAUAAUAUGGUAAAGCAGAAUUUCACAUAAUUUCACAUAAUUUCAAAUUUAAUCAAACAAUUCAUUAUACCCUUCCUCGCCGAGAAUAUAACGUGCGGCCUACCAAUAAUCCUCAAUUCUCAAUUUACCUAGGCAGCCAUUUUGGACACCGCUGCUGUGCAACGUUUCCACGUGCAUCCUUAUCGCCCUUAUCAGUUCCUGGAUUUUUCUCAAAAGCCACCAAGCCUUGUCCCGCGAAUUUCACACAUUAUUCCACAGCCUCACCACACAAGCCUCACCUCACAAACUCCUCUAUAACCCCGCCACCAUGAAUCCCCAACUCAACAAGAUCCUCAAAUGGAGCGUCGAAAACUCCGCCGCCCCCGUCGCAAGCGCUGAUGGCUCCGCCGCCCCCCCCCGCAGCACCAGCACCCUCGACCCCGAAGUCCUCGCCUCCCUCUUCGGCGGCCCCUCCGAAGCCGACCUAAUGAAAGACUCCAUGUCGGCCAUCCUCUCCACCGACCCCGAAAUGACCAUGGAGGCGCGCAUGAUCGCCUUCGACAACUUCGAGCAGCUGAUCGAGAACCUCGACAACGCGAACCUGAUGGAGCCGCUGAAGCUGUGGCAGCCGCUCAUCAGCCUGUUGUCGAGCGACGAGGCGGACCUGCGCAUGAUGGCCGCGUGGUGUAUUGGGACUGCGGUGCAGAAUAAUGAGAAGAGCCAGAAGAUGCUAUUUGGUGAGGGGGGCAUCCCGCCGCUGGUGGAUUUGGCGAUUAAUGAGAAGGAGACGAGGGAGGUGAGGAGGAAGGCGGUGUAUGCGCUUAGCUCGGGGUUGAGGAAUUAUCAGGAGGCGAUGAAUGAGUUCGUGGAUGAUAUGAAGGAUAAGGGACAGAAGAACUAUGGGAUUGUGGAUGCGGCGGAUAUGGAUGCUGUGGAUGGGAUUAUCAAUUACUUGAGAGAGCAGGCGUCGAAAUCUGCUUAGGAUUGAGAUAUAUAAACGAGAGCGGAAAAAGGCGUUUGGGAGUUAUAUGGCGGUGCAUAUGAGGGCAUAUGGGCAUUAGAAGUCAAAGGGCCUUUGCCUGGUUGACAGGACCUGCUAGAUAUAAAGAUACAACGAGAGGAUAAAAUAUCAU